AUGAUGGUCCUGCUGCUGCUGCUGCUACUGCCGGAGUUGAGUACCUUCAAGAGCUGCGAUUACUGGCGGGUGCCUCAGGCAAAUUUCUUGCGAAUCUCUGUAUGGCAAGGAGCAGAGGCACAGCGUCGCCGCUUCAUGGACAUGGACUUGCCUGACUCAUCUGUGAGGGCAAGGUGCGACUUGCGGCAACUCAUUUUUUUGAGAGACGACUGCUCAUUCGAGUUGCCCAAGACCUUCCAGAUCGACCGCAUUCCACCUGGCAACGAGAAUCUCUGCGUACACUACAUUUCAACUCUCCAAGACCCCACUCUGGCACAGCGUCGCCGCUUCAUGGACAUGGACUUGCCUGACUCAUCUGUGAGGGCAAGGUGCGACUUGCGGCAACUCAUUUUUUUGAGAGACGACUGCUCAUUCGAGUUGCCCAAGACCUUCCAGAUCGACCGCAUUCCACCUGGCAACGAGAAUCUCUGCGUACACUACAUUUCAACUCUCCAAGACCCCAGUGCGAUGUUGCGUCGGCGUGAAGCAAGGGCCCCCAUUGUCAACGCUUCUAAUCAACGCAGUCAAGCUCACAUCGUCUUCCGCUGCUGCGCAGUGCUCCCCCGACGAUUGACAGGAUCGGGUGCGCUCAGGCACCAUGCGGGCCAGCAUCUCGCCGUCGGCCGCCUCGCCGUCGGCCGCUUUUCCGUCUGCCGCCUCAUCGUCGGCCGCCUCGCCGUCGGCCGCCUCGCCGCCAGCAUCUCGCCGCCAGCAUCUCGCCGUCGGCCGCCUCGCCGUCGGCAUCUCGCCGUCAGCUUUCAGCGUUUCCACGUCACGGUUUGUCGUACCUCCGCGAGCUUGGGCGAGGACUUCCAACAGGACAACAUGUAUCGGCGCGACGAGCCGUCGCCACCGCCGUACAUCGCCGUACAUCGCCGUCAUGUGAAAGUGCGUCUUGCCGUCGGCGUUUCCACGUCGUACCACCGGCACUGCAGCAACGGGGAAGGGGUGGCUCGCUGGACAGCGGCGCCGGCGCCGUCGGCAAGCUAUCAGCAGCUUAGUUCUUGUCGUGCAUUUCCCUCCCCGGCCGCCGCUGCGGCUCUUCCCCUCUGGGGUCGCUGCCACCGCGACCUUUUUGCGGUGCAUUUCCCUCCCCGGCCGUCGCUGCGGCUCUUCUCCUCUGGGGUCGCUGCCACCGCGACCUUUUUGCGGCGUCUUGCCGUCGGCGUUUCCACGUCGUACCACCGGCACUGCAGCAACGGGGAAGGGGUGGCUCGCUGGACAGCGGCGCCGGCGCCGUCGGCAAGCUAUCAGCAGCUUAGUUCUUGCGGUGCAUUUCCCUCCCCGGCCGCCGCUGCGGCUCUUCUCCUCUGGGGUCGCUGCCACCGCGACCUUUUUGCGGUGCAUUUCCCUCCCCGGCCGCCGCUGCGGCUCUUCUCCUCUGGGGUCGCUGCCACCGCGACCUUUUUGCGGGGCCGGCCGUACUUUUAUAACGCCCGUCUCAGGUGCGGCUGGGGCAUCAACCUGUGCGUACAAUAA
This is a messenger RNA of Volvox carteri f. nagariensis, 1518 nucleotides long. RefSeq lists its product as uncharacterized. The record is from RefSeq and is a predicted model, not a curated record. The coding region runs from base 1 to 1518 and encodes 505 amino acids. The transcript is spliced from 16 exons. Lineage: Eukaryota; Viridiplantae; Chlorophyta; Chlorophyceae; Chlamydomonadales; Volvocaceae.